Astrephomene gubernaculifera is the source of this 1226-nucleotide messenger RNA. NCBI's taxonomy places the organism in Eukaryota, Viridiplantae, Chlorophyta, Chlorophyceae, Chlamydomonadales, Astrephomenaceae. The record is from the annotation of a GenBank genome assembly.
GCAGCGUGCAUGGGACACCGCGCGCGCUCCAGCCCGGCUUAAGGCCCUCGUCGAGAUCUGGAGCAGCACCAACCGUUGGCUAACCGCCUCCACCUCGGGAGCGCCCAUGCGCCACCGCCACCAGCAGGAGAUCUUGGAUCUCGUGGACGAGCAUCUUACCAACCUGCUGUCGUACCUGUUCGGGAGAUCUGCCGUACGCCCUCCCCCGCUCCGCGUGAUCCUGUCUACGCCUACGGGCAGCGGCAAGACCUUCACGGCCGUCAUGCUGCAGCUGCAAGUGCUGAAGGGCUACAGGGCUGCUGCGGCGGCGGAGGGAGGUGGCGGCAGCGCAGGUGGCGGCAGCGCAGGUGGCAGCAGCGCAGGAGGCAGGGGUGGCGGAGCCAAGGGCAAGGGUGCUGCUGCGGCUGCUACUGAGGAGGAGAAAGCAGCCGAGCAGCGGCAGGGGCACCCGGAGGCCAUCCUGGUCUACUCGGUGCCUACCAAGCAGGUUCUGAAGCGCGUGGGCCAGGAGUGCGAGGCGCACGGAGUGAUCUACUGGACCGCUGCCAGCGAUGGGGAGCUCUUCCAGGUGCGCCGCCCCUACUCCAUCCGCACCAAGCGGGGGGACAAGGGCAGCGUUGGCGCGGGAAGCAUGAGGAGCCAGCUGGAGGAGUGCGCGCUGCGGGGCUCCCGCAAUGACGACCUGGGCGGCGGCAAGCCCGACGUCAUCAUCGCCGACAUCUUCGCCACCGCGGAACUGGUUCGUGCCGCCCGGGAGGCGCCCCCGGGUUCCUUCUACCACUCCCACUUCCUGGUGCUCUACCUGGAUGAACCCAACAUGGGGCUGCACCUCAAUGAAGAGGUCCGGAAAGCGGUUCGCGCCAUCAUGUCAGCCGCCCCGUCCACCACCAUCCUCGCCUCCGCCACCCUCCCCUCCUGGCAAGACCUACCCGCUUGGUGGCGAGGAGUCCACCUGCAACAGCAGCAGCAACAGCAACACCCCAACCAACAGCACCUUGCCGUACCUCCCGCCGUAGCUGCCGUACUGCCGCCCCCCACCUCCCACGUGGUCAUCACCCAGGAGCCGUACGAGCUGCCCACAUGCACGCUGUCCGUGUACGACAGCGUGUCAGGGCAGUUGGUUGCCGUACCGCCGCUGGAGCUGUUUGACGACGCGGGGCAGCUGGCGGCGGCGCUGGAGCGCAGUGCUCGGCUGCGGGUGCUGCUGCUGCGCCACUUCAGUGGGG